AGUUUGCUUUCUAAAGCACAAGGAAUAGGUUCCAGCUCAGUCAAACUUCGAGGGAGCUCACUGUUUGUGAAUGUUGGGAAAUCAGAGAAGCAAGAAGAUGAUUUUAGACAAACACCUCAUGUGAACAUCAAUCCCUUCACUCCUGAUUCCAUGUUCCUUCACAACUCUGACAGAAAAUGCCGUAGGAGGAAGAGAACACACUGGAAUGACUCUUGUGGAGAGGAAAUGGAAGCAAGUGAUGGAGAGCCUGAAGAUGAAACUAUGAGACCUGCUAAGAGGAUAACAAUAACAGAAAGCAAUAUGAAGUCACGGUAUGCCACCGAGUUUCAUGAACUGGAGAAGAUUGGAUCUGGCGAAUUUGGGUCUGUGUUUAAAUGUGUGAAGAGGUUAGAUGGCUGCAUUUAUGCCAUAAAGAGAUCCAAGAAACCCUUAGCUGGCUCUGUGGAUGAGCAGAAUGCUUUAAGAGAGGUCUAUGCACAUGCAGUUCUGGGGCAGCACUCGCAUGUCGUAAGGUACUACUCUGCGUGGGCGGAAGAUGAUCACAUGCUUAUACAGAAUGAAUAUUGUAAUGGUGGCAGCUUAGCUGAUGCCAUCAGUGAAAAUUACAGGAACAUGCGUUAUUUCACCGAGCCGGAGCUGAAGGACCUGCUGCUUCAGGUGGCUCGAGGUUUAAAGUACAUUCACUCAAUGUCACUGGUACACAUGGAUAUCAAACCAAGUAAUAUUUUCAUAUCUAGGACAUCAGUGCCAAGUUUAACUGUGGAAGAAGGUGACGAUGACGACUGGGUGUCUGACAGAGUCAUAUUUAAAAUAGGUGACCUUGGUCAUGUAACUCGAGUAUCUAGUCCACAGGUGGAGGAAGGUGAUAGCCGUUUUCUUGCGAAUGAAGUCCUACAAGAGAACUACACCCACUUGCCAAAAGCAGAUAUUUUUGCUCUUGCUCUGACUGUUGUCUGUGCUGCUGGUGCUGAACCACUUCCAACUAACGGGGACCAGUGGCAUGAAAUUCGACAAGGAAAACUACCCAGGAUACCACAAGUGCUUUCUCAGGAGUUACUGGACUUACUCCGCGCUAUGAUUAAUGCUGAUCCAGAGAAAAGGCCUUCAGCUGUGGCACUGGUCAAGCACUCGGUGCUUCUCUCUGCCGCAAAAAAGAGCGCAGAGCAGCUCCGGAUAGAGCUGAAUGCUGAGAAAUUCAAAAACUCACUCUUGCAGAAGGAGCUGAAGAAGGCACAGAUGGCCAAGGCUGCAGCUGAGGAGAGAGCACUGUACACUGACAGAAUGACCACAAGAUCUGCCACACAAAACAGACCAUCUCGACUCAUUGGGAAGAAAAUGAAUCGCUCACUUAGUCUCACUAUAUACUAACUAUAAAGUCUAAAGGAACUGCUGAGGUGUUUGUAGCCUCUCUGCUGGACUGAAGCCUAAGGAACUGAAGGAAGCAUUCAGUUCUGGAUUCUUGUCCUGCCUCUG
Molecule: messenger RNA, 1473 nt
Organism: Acanthisitta chloris (rifleman)
Lineage: Eukaryota; Metazoa; Chordata; Aves; Passeriformes; Acanthisittidae
Gene: WEE1
Product: WEE1 G2 checkpoint kinase
Exons: 10
Biological process (GO): mitotic cell cycle; protein phosphorylation
Cellular component (GO): nucleus
Molecular function (GO): non-membrane spanning protein tyrosine kinase activity; magnesium ion binding; ATP binding
Source: RefSeq, a predicted model, not a curated record